This is a messenger RNA of Eruca vesicaria subsp. sativa (arugula), 1220 nucleotides long. Lineage: Eukaryota; Viridiplantae; Streptophyta; Magnoliopsida; Brassicales; Brassicaceae. The record is from the annotation of a GenBank genome assembly.
AAAUGUUCUUGGAGACAACGGAACACAUAAAACACACAAACGCCAAUCGCAACUUUCGCGUUUACUAUGGAGAAGAAGCGUUUUGGACUUGCGGUGGGGGUUGUAUUCUUAGCAUUAGUUCAAAUCUCUGUUUCUGUUCCGUUUAUAGUGCUUCAUGGGAUUGCAGCUGCAUGUUCUGAGGACAAAGAAGCUAACUUCACACAGCUUCUCUCUAACUUCUCUGGCUCUCCUGGUUUUUGCCUAGAAGUUGGAAAUGGAGAACUUGACUCAUGGUUUAUGCCACUUGCGAAACAAGCGGAAAUAGCGUGUGAGAAAGUAAAGCAAAUGAAAGUGUUGCGUCAAGGAUAUAACAUUGUUGGAAGAUCUCAGGGGAAUCUAGUGGCUAGAGGCUUGAUUGAGUUCUGCGACGGUGGACCUCCGGUUUACAACUAUGUAUCUUUAGCAGGUCCCCAUGCUGGAAUCUCCUCUGUUCCUAUGUGUGGUUCUGGAUUAUGGUGUGAAAUAGCUGAUGAGCUGAUCAAGUCAGAUAUAUAUAGCGACUUCAUUCAAGAUCAUCUUGCUCCUAGUGGUUACCUCAAAAUCCCUACGGAAAUGAAAAAGUACCUGGAAAGUUCCAAGUAUCUACCUAAGCUUAACAAUGAGAUACCAGGCCAAAGAAACUCCACUUACAAAGAACGUUUCGCCAGCUUACACAACUUGGUUCUUAUCAUGUUUGAAGACGAUAAGGUCAUUGUUCCAAAAGAUUCAUCUUGGUUUGGGUUUUACCCGGAUGGUGAUUUCGGACCUCUUCUCAAUGUUCGAGAGACAAAACUAUUUAAAGAGGACUGGAUCGGUCUGAAACCAUUGAUUGAUACUGGGAAAGUGGAGUUUGUGAGUAUAGAUGGUGCACACCUCAAAAUUUCAAAUAUCGAUGUCGUCAAAUACGUCGUGCCUUAUCUCCAAAACCAACCUUCUUCGGAACAAAGAAGAGUCAACCGCAAAACAAAGGAGCCUUUGCCUACUUAAAAGAGAAAAUAUCUCAUCAUUCAUAUAUGUUUAUUUAUGCAAUAGUGAAAAAUCAUUAGUGAUGAUUAAUGUGUAGAACAACAAUCCUGAUUCAUAUAGAUAUAUUAUAAUAUACAUACCUAUCUAUAAUAAUCGAAUUAACUCGUUGAGAUCUUAUUGAAGAGUUGAAUUCUGAUUAUUGUAAGUCAUUAUGUCAACUUUCUUGGUGUUUACGG